Patiria miniata (bat star) is the source of this 1179-nucleotide messenger RNA. RefSeq names its product V-set and immunoglobulin domain-containing protein 1-like. Lineage: Eukaryota; Metazoa; Echinodermata; Asteroidea; Valvatida; Asterinidae. Bases 1 to 1179 code for a protein of 392 amino acids. The record is from RefSeq and is a predicted model, not a curated record. The transcript has a single exon.
AUGUUUCCUUUGGUUCUCCUUGCCGUUGCUGUGAUUGCUGUUACGACCGUAUCAUCUGACUUGAACUUCGCUGCUCCCAUUGAGAAAAAAUCAGUAACUGAGGGAGAUGAGGUGUCUCUGGUCUGCCAAGAAGCAACCCGCUUCGAUAAAGAGCCAGACUGCCCGUCAUUCAACGUUAAUUUUUUGUAUUGGAAAAGAAUUGGUAAUAAUAUUGUGGAAUACCUGACACAAUGUGGACGGGUCGAAAAUCAGUUCAAGGAUCGCAUGACUGCAUCAAAGGAUGAUGGAUUGUACACUCUCACUAUUCAAAAAGUUCGCCGCGAAGAUGCGGGCGUUUACGAAUGUCUCCUUCACGAGCGUAUUAAUUCUAUUGAUAAAGUGAAGGGAGCCGUUGCUUUGACAGUCAAUGCCCAACCAAGUGGGAAUUCCACGGCCCAACCAAACUGUGAAGUUCAUCCCGAAGUGCCCAGUGUCGGUACGAUCGCCAAGUUGGCGUGCAGACUCCCACCGCAUGCUGCGCCUACCCAGCUGACCUGGCUCGAGUCCGGCUCUCAUCCACUGGUCUCUCCAGGACCCACGACGCUGACCAGUCCCGGAGAAGGGUUCAUCCUGCAUCUUUACAUCACCGAGCAUGUUAGGAACAAAGAGUUCACGUGCGUAGCCGGCCGCGACCCUACCGACGGACCCAGCUGCACCGUACUACCGCUACGUGGUCUGACAAACGUCUCGGCCACUUCGAGUCCGAGUCCUGAUUCGGCCACUUCGAGUCCGAGUCCUGAUUCCACCACCGUUGACUGUGUGUUGACGGGUUCCGUGGUUAAGGCUGGGGGCGCCGUUGGAGGUUUGCUCAUUCUGCUGCUAGCCAUCGCUGUGGUGAUUACAUGUGUCAAAGUGAAGAAAAGAUCUUCAGGAUCGCAGCGCCAGAUAGCCCAGUCUCAACAAGCUACUCUAGCAGGCCUCGAUAUCUCCUCACAACCAAACACUAGUAGGUACGAAGAUGCCCCAAAAGCCGCAGCUACGCGUGCCGAGUCACUAUACUGUUAUAUUCCUAACGAUCAUAAGAACAGCGGUGCGGCGGCAAGUGACGACCGCUCGACGUACGUGAACAUAAACAUCACUCAAGGCAGAGAGAAGCGAUCUCCCCGAUGGAAACUUGUCGUUCCAGGAGAUCUCGAGUGA